GCGAUUACUGAGCCUGUGUGUUUACAGUCUGAGAGCGGAACAUGGACACUGAGGGAGGAAUAGUUGGACAAGGGACAAUGACUUCUUCUGUACCCGGGACAGGCACCUGUUUUGUGGCUAAAGGUUUAGAUAUCAGCCUGGCAGCCUUACAGCGACACGAUCCCUACAUAAACAACAUAAUCGAUUUGGCUAGCCAAGUUGCGCUGUACACAUUCAGUCACAAAUCUAAUGAGUGGGAGAAGACAGAUGUCGAAGGGAGCCUGUUUGUAUAUACAAGAUCUGCCUCCCCCAGGCACGGCUUCACCAUCAUGAAUCGGCUGAGUAUGGACAACCGGACUGAGCCCAUCACCAAAGACCUGGACCUCCAGCUCCAGGACCCCUUCCUUCUCUACCGGAACGCACGCUUGUCCAUAUAUGGGAUCUGGUUUUAUGACCACGAGGAUUGCCGGAGAAUCGCAGGACUCAUGAAAAAUUUAACACAACAGGAGCUGCUCAAAGCCCAGCAAGGUGGAGGUAGCUCCCCAAGAACACUUCACCCCGGGGACAGCAGAGGUGUGGACAUCCUGGAGAUGCUGACAAAGGCCAGAGAUGAAUAUAACAAGGGUAAGCAGAGUUCAGAACCGAAGGAAAUCGCUGUCAGCAGUGUGAUCUUCGACAACCCCAACCUGAUCAAACCCAUCCCUGUGAAACCAACAGAAAGGCACUGUGCUCCUGUGCAGCACCAGCAGCCCCGGAAGGACGGUGAGUCUGAGCCCAAGCACUUAUCCUUGGCAGCCCUUUUUGGAACCAAGGACAAGUCUGUUCCAGUUUCCACGAUGGAGCAGGACAGCAGCAUGCAGUCGGGAGGCGCUAAAUGCGAGAAUCGCCCUGCAGUGCUCCGAUCCCUUUCUUAUGAGGAACCAGGGCAGGCACCCUCAAAGGCAGCUGCAGACAGCAGCAUCGCCCACCCCUGUCUGGCCUUCCAGAAUCUGAUGACCCUCCGAGGAGGGGGUGUGGAGCUACAGCCUGUCUUGGAAUCUCCUGAAAACCGGCUGUGCGAGAACGGGGGGUUCCAGCCAGCUUGUUGCCCCGGCCGAAACUCUCUGCACAGGCUGUUCCAUCCCCCGGCCUCCGCCUGCUCGCAUCAGCAGACCCAGCUCGAGGGAGCAGAAAACCUGAGCAAGCCUGACUCCGGAGCAGGCCCCCCAGCAGAGCCCCUGGGCUUCAGCAGCAGCAGUCGCCAGUCGCAGCCCCUCUUCUUCAGCCCCAGCGGCCCCCAGCUUGUAGCUCCCUCUCCCCGGCACCCUGUUCCAGGCGUGGUCUACCCCCACGAUCUUAUCCAGAGACUGCAGCUGGUCCAGCAGGAGCAGAACCCUGAUGGGCUGCCCAGGCCUGCUCUUGCAGCCAGGUUCCACGAGCCCCUCAGCCAGAGUGCCAGGCCCCUGGUUACCUGGGCAGAGAAGAGCCCCGCCGGGGACAAGUCAAACCCUCUGUUUCAGGUGAUCUCUCCCCAGCGAAUCCCAGCUACAGUGGCCCCCACUCUGCUCAUGUCUCCCAUGGAGUUCUCCCUGUCCAAAGCAGGGAAGCCCGCAGAGAGCAGCCGGCUCGCCAUGCCCCCAGCGGAGAGCUGUCAGAGGUUGAGCAGGUUGUUAUCCCCCAGGCAGGCUGUGGAGCCUGUCAGUCUGACACCCAGCACUCUCACCAAGAGCCAGCUCCAGGAUACACUACUCUACCUGAUCAAGAAUGAUUCCUCCUUCCUAAACACCAUCUAUGAAGCUUAUCUCUCCAGUAUGACGAAUGACAAGUGACCGAAAAAGAUUUUUUUUUUUUUUUAUAUGUAAAUGCUGCGUUUUUUGUAAAGUUGCCGAUUUGAACAAAUUUGAUAGAAAAAAAUCUGAUCUUUAUGUGUGAGUAUUUCUUCAAAAGACACCUUAUUAUUUUUCGAUUUUUACGUGUUUUAUUUUUAAGCUUUUUUUUUAAUGAAGUUUCCAGUAAUAAAAGGAAGGAAGAAUAACUUAAAUGCAGUUUUAUACAAAUCUGUAUUCGUAGAUCAUGGAAAGAGAAUGUAAAGUCUAGACUGUGUUCGGCAUGUAAGAUACUUGGAAAACGUUUGAACGCAGGCUGGCAGCUGGCUUUGCUUGUCCUCGCACAUAGAGAUUGCUUCCUCGUUCUCAGAGUUGUUAUAUGAAACAACAGUGCAGGUGAAGUAGUAUUUUAUUUCAGAUAUUUUGUUUUAAAAAGAAUAUUUUUCUAUGGUCCCACGUGGUGGAGUUCAUUGUUUACGCCUCUCUUUCCAAGAUGUGUUGAUCACAGAAAAGACGGGAUGAUUUAAAGCAGAAGAACUGGUCACAGUAAUAUUUUAAUGCAGUUUUAUCAGGUUUUAAAAUCAUGCUUGUUUUGUCCAGUCUUUCUUUUAACAGGAAAAUCAUUAAAUUACUUUAUGGCCCAUUUCAAA
Messenger RNA from Polyodon spathula (Mississippi paddlefish), 2434 nucleotides. RefSeq names its product mRNA-decapping enzyme 1B-like. Gene Ontology annotation, cellular component: P-body. The coding region runs from base 42 to 1787 and encodes 581 amino acids. Gene Ontology annotation, biological process: deadenylation-independent decapping of nuclear-transcribed mRNA; positive regulation of catalytic activity; deadenylation-dependent decapping of nuclear-transcribed mRNA. Lineage: Eukaryota; Metazoa; Chordata; Actinopteri; Acipenseriformes; Polyodontidae. The transcript has 10 exons. The record is from RefSeq and is a predicted model, not a curated record. Gene Ontology annotation, molecular function: enzyme activator activity; mRNA binding.